AUGUCCGCGACUACUGCUAUCGUAGGUGAAAUGACCACCACUGCUACUACUACUAUUACGGCCACCACGAUGGUUGAAGAAAAGAGACCUAUGCCCGAAUUGCCAUGGAAACAUACCUACCGACAAGGUUUUGCUACCAUUGGUGAAGGUCGUUGCCGUGAACCUUUUUCCAUGUACUAUGAGUUGCAUGGCACUGGUCCUAAAAAAGUGGCUCUUCUCAUGGGCAUGAAUUCACCAUGCCAAGCUUGGGACUAUCAGGCAAGUGACGAAUAUACCCCAUUGGAUGAAACGGAGUCUCGGGGUGUCACCACCCAUUUCGGUGCCCAAGGUGAAUACACGGUGCUGACUUUUGAUGCUCGUGGCGUCGGCUGGACCGGCGGCAGCUGGGAUUGGUACAAUUCCGAGGAUUGGGCACGGGAUGUGAUUGAUCUUUUGGAUCACUUGGGAUGGACCCAAGAUGUCCAUGCUGUUGGCCAUAGUGCUGGUGGUCAAGCCUUACUCAAGACCUUGCUUCUUUCACCCGAAAGAUUUCGUUCAGCUGCUUUGCUCAAUACAACAGCAGGUGGGAUUCGUCCUUUUACAGGUCCUUGGGUGUUUAUCUCCAACCUUUUUGUUAGCGACAAGAGCAAGCAAAUGGAACGCUUGAUGCGUAUCAAUUAUACUGAGAAUUGGCUCAAUGAGAAACCUGAAGAUGGCUCGUAUAAUACCAAUUUCGAGAAAUUGCAAGCGAGAAUGAUAGCACGCAAUAGCAGAACCAAACCACAAACGGCAGGAUCGUUGGUGAGUCAAGCCGUUGCAUCGCUUCGCCAUUGGGUAUCGGCCAAUGACUUGUACAAGAUCAAGGCAAGUGGCAUCCCUACUCUUGUUGUAAGCAAUUCAUGGGACAACUAUGCGUAUUUGAGCCAUAGCCAAUAUCUGAAUGACAUGUUGGAGUCAUGGAAAUUUGUCGUGUAUGAGGAUACGGGUCAUAAUGUGCCCACGUCGCGUCAUAAGGAACUCAACCAGCUCUUGAGCGAUUUUUGGAAGCAUGCCGAUAAUGUGUGA
This is a messenger RNA of Lichtheimia ornata, 1044 nucleotides long. RefSeq lists its product as uncharacterized. Bases 1 to 1044 code for a protein of 347 amino acids. The transcript is spliced from 7 exons. The record is from RefSeq and is a predicted model, not a curated record. Lineage: Eukaryota; Fungi; Mucoromycota; Mucoromycetes; Mucorales; Lichtheimiaceae.